AUGCAGCCGCCCCAACUGCAUCAACCCACCGUAGAUCUUACCAAAGACCUCACUCCUCCCAAACCCAAACCCGCCAAAAAGAAUCGAAACGACGGCAUGCCAGCGCCCAUGCGAGUUACUCGACCUCCCAAUGCCUUUCUUCUCUUCAACAAAGAAAUGAGAAAGAAACUGAAAGAACAGAAUCCUUCCAUGAAAGUAGCAGAAAUCAGUAAAGAGAUUGGCGAAAGAUGGAAAACACUGAGUCAGGCUGACAAAGAUCGUUAUGUCAAUGAAGCCAACAAAAUCAAGGAGACCCAGCGAGCGUUGCAUCCUAAUUCAAUGUAUAUCCGAAGGUCAAAAGCCGAGCUAGCCAAAGCUGGACAUUAUUCCAAAUCCAAAAACAAGGCAGACGAUAACCCGUCCGAUAUCUUUGCCGACAAUAACCUUGUACAGUUCCUCAAUAUCCCAAAUACACCCAUGCGCCAUACAUCGUCUCAAACUCAACGCCGAAAACAUCGCCGAGAUAAGAAUCCCGCCGCCCCCAAACAUCCUUUAUCGGCCUACAUGUGGUACCUUACCGAAGUUCGCCCUGAUACCAUGCGCACUUAUCCCGGCUCCACUGUGGGCCAGAUCAGCAAACUGUGUGCUGAGCGAUGGAAUACCAUGACCCCAGCGGAACAGUUACCGUGGAAAACAAAAGCUCAAGCCGACAAGGCCCGAUACGCAAGAGAAAUGCAAAUUUAUGCUGCUCAAAAUGAUCAUCCCAUGGGUCGUGGCACGCGACAAAAAUAUCGAUCAGUAUCAGCCGCCGCCGCUGCCGCCGAAGCAGCCGCAUUAAUCGAUCCCCUUGAAGACUCUACUAGCCUGUUUAUAACCGAUGCAAAAGAACAAGGAUGUUGA
This is a messenger RNA of Radiomyces spectabilis, 879 nucleotides long. RefSeq names its product high mobility group box domain-containing protein. Lineage: Eukaryota; Fungi; Mucoromycota; Mucoromycetes; Mucorales; Radiomycetaceae. The record is from RefSeq and is a predicted model, not a curated record. The transcript has 2 exons. The coding region runs from base 1 to 879 and encodes 292 amino acids.